UAUCAGCCUUCCCAACGGCAAACCCUACCUCUCUUUAAAACCCUACCUCCGUCGCCGGCCGUCUCCACCGCCUCGCUUCCCUUGCGCCUCCUCUGACGCCCCGCCGACUCCUAUUCAACUUCCGCCCUCCAGCACCGCUGCCGCCUCAUUAUCUGUGGGUUCCAACUUGGUGUCGUGGGAGAAAGUUGUACCAUGAUGGAACAAGCAUCUUCUGUAGCUCAGAGUGAUGCUAGUGCUAAUGCUCCUGAUGCUGCUAGUUCCAUUCUUUCACCUUCUGAAAAUGCAGCUAGUCUUGCUCUUGGCGGCAUAGCUAAUACAGGAGAAAUAGUUUCUUCAGCAAGUGGAGUGAAUGCAGACCCUGGGCGUGCUCAUGUGGCACCGGAAAAUGUUUCCGAGCAAGAAAUCCAUACUGCAGUGGCAUAUGAUGCUGGUGAAAAUUUUACUGGUCUUGCAAACUUGUCAGCAAAUUCAACUCAAGUUUCUGAUUAUGAUGCUUCACUGAAUGGCAAUGAUGUUAGUACGAUCAGGGAUGGAUCAGCUGGUAUUAUUUCUGAAAAUGGGAUUGCUUCAGCUGAUGCUAUGGAAACUGCUGCUAUGCAUCAGCCUUCCGAUGGCCCUGCCCUCAGUGCAGAAGAAGAAAGGUUAUGGAGCAUAGUAACAACUAAUUCUCUGGACUUUGAUGCUUGGACUGCCUUAAUUGAUGAAACAGAGAGAACAUCGGAGGGAAAUAUUUCAAAGAUUCGAAAAGUUUAUGAUACAUUUUUGGCGGAAUUUCCUCUAUGCUAUGGCUACUGGAAGAAGUAUGCUGAUCACGAGGCACGUGUCAGCCCUGUGGACAAAGUUGCCGAAGUUUAUGAACGAGCUGUUCAAGGAGUUACCUACUCUGUGGACAUGUGGUUGCAUUAUUGUGUCUUCGCUAUUGGCACUUUUGGAGAUCCUGACACUAUUAGAAGGCUAUUUGAACGAGCCUUAGCUUAUGUUGGAACAGAUUAUCUGUGCUUUCCACUCUGGGAUAAAUACAUAGAGUAUGAAAUUUCACAACAAGAUUGGUCCCAUGUUGCCACAAUUUAUACAAGGGUGUUAGAGAUUCCAAAUCAGCAGCUGGAUCGUUAUUUUGAAGGGUUUAAAGAGUUGGUCGCUAGCCGUCCUCUGUCUGAGUUGCGAACAGUUGAGGAAGCAGCAGCUGUUGCUGACGCAAAUUCUGAAGAUAAUGUUGAAGAGAUUCCUCCCAAUGCUGCAGAGCAAUCAUCGAAGUUUGCAAAUGAUAGCUUAAAAGAUGCUGAGGACUUGGAGAAGUACAUUGCUAUUAGGGAAGAGAUUUAUAAGAAAGCUAAAGAGUUUGAUUCUAAGAUCAUUGGUUUUGAAACAGCGAUCAGGAGGCCCUAUUUCCAUGUGAGGCCUCUCAAUGUUGCGGAGCUUGAAAAUUGGCAUAAUUAUCUUGAUUUUACAGAAGGUGGAGAUGACUUCAAUAAGGUUGUUAAGCUCUAUGAAAGGUGUUUAAUAGCGUGUGCUAGAUACCCAGAAUUCUGGAUACGUUAUGUCCUGUGCAUGGAAGCUAGUGGUAGUAUGGAGAUUGUAGAAAAUGCACUUGCUCGUGCUACUCAAGUAUUUGUCAAGAGGCAGCCAGAGAUCCAUCUUUUUGCUGCUCAAUUUAAAGAACAGCAUGGUGACAUUUCGGGAGCACGAGCUGCUUAUCAACAUGUUCACACUGGGAUUGCACCUGGUCUUCUAGAGGCAAUAAUAAAGCAUGCAAACAUGGAAAACCGACUUGGGAAGUUGGAAGAUGCUUGUUCUUUGUAUGAGCAGGCAAUUGCUAUCGAGAAGGGAAAGGAACAUUCACAAGCUUUAUCUUUGUUGUUCGCUCAGUACUCACGUUUCAUAUUCUUGGUUUCUCGCAAUGUUGAAAAGGCAAGAGACAUUCUUGUUCGAGGUGUGGAGAGUGCGCCACUGUCAAAACCACUGCUGGAGGCAAUGAUACACUUAGAGUCAAUUCAGACUCUUCCAAAGCAAAUAGAAUAUCUAGAUUCGUUGGUUGAGAAAUUUAUUGUUCCUAGUCCUGAGAACCCUAGUAUUGCAAGUGUUGAUGACCGGGAGGAGCUGUCAAGCAUUUUCUUGGAGUUCCUGGAUCUCUUUGGAGAUGCUAUGUCUGUUAAGAAGGCAGAUUAUAGACAUUCAAAAUUGUUCUUGAACCGUAGAAGCACGGCAGAUUCAAAGAAACGUCAUGCUGAGGAGUUUUUAGCUUCAGAUAGAACAAAACUUGCAAAAUCACUUGUUUCGACUUCUGCACCCUCUGUGAUGGGUGCGUAUCCUAGUUCACAAACUCAGUGGCCUGCAGGUUAUGGUGUACAACCUCAAGCUUGGCCUCAAGCCGCACAAACUCAGGCACAGCAGUGGAAUUAUGCACAACAGGCUGCAUAUGGCAGUUAUGGAGCAAAUUAUGCACAUCCACAGGCAUCUGUUUCAGUUCCUCAAAGUACGGCAUAUGGAACUUAUCCUCAGACCUACCAAGCGCAGGCCUUUCCCAAUGCACAGCCUGCUGUAGCUGCAGCUCCGGUCCAGCAAACUCCCGCUGCCCCCUCCGCUGCAUAUUACUCUGGUUAUUACUAAGGGAGCAUUGGAUAGGUCCAAUUUUGUAAGUCGGUUGUAAGAUGUAAGGACCGAUACACGCUGUAAGAUAUAAGUGACCGAUACGAUGAGUUUUUUGUGUGCUAUGGAUGGGGGGUUUAGCUUACACUUUUAGACGACGAGCUCAUUGUAAUAUCGAUUACUUUCUCUUCAGAUACUUACGUGCAGAAGAUUGAUUUCCAUUUACAAUUUAACUACUUUUCUGGCUA
Messenger RNA from Salvia hispanica, 2834 nucleotides. RefSeq names its product Tetratricopeptide repeat (TPR)-like superfamily protein (gene PRP39). Gene Ontology annotation, molecular function: protein binding; pre-mRNA 5'-splice site binding. Gene Ontology annotation, biological process: RNA processing; mRNA 5'-splice site recognition. The record is from RefSeq and is a predicted model, not a curated record. NCBI's taxonomy places the organism in Eukaryota, Viridiplantae, Streptophyta, Magnoliopsida, Lamiales, Lamiaceae. Gene Ontology annotation, cellular component: commitment complex; U2-type prespliceosome; U1 snRNP.